CCUUCCCCCCCCGACUCCGCCGCAAAGUCCCGCCUCCUGUUAUGCUCCGCCUCUAGCCUGCCCCGCCCUCCGACCCACCCCGCGGCGCAUUGUGGGAUCGGUCGGCUGGCCGAGUGGUGGAGGACAAGGCGCUCCGUCAUGGGGAUCCAGUGGAGCCCCGUCCUGCUGGCCUCCCUGGGGGUGGGGCUGGUCACUCUGCUCGGCCUGGCUGUGGGCUCCUACUUGGUUCGGAGGUCCCGCCGGCCUCAGGUCACUCUCCUGGACCCCAAUGAAAAGUACCUGCUGCGACUGCUGGACAAGACAACUGUGAGCCACAACACCAAGAGGUUCCGCUUUGCCCUGCCCACCGCCCACCACACUCUGGGGCUGCCUGUGGGCAAACAUAUCUACCUCUCCGCCCGAAUUGAUGGCAGCCUGGUCAUCAGGCCAUACACUCCUGUCACCAGUGAUGAGGAUCAAGGCUACGUGGAUCUUGUCAUCAAGGUCUACCUGAAGGGUGUGCACCCCAAAUUUCCUGAGGGAGGGAAGAUGUCUCAGUACGUGGACAGCCUGAAGAUUGGGGAUGUAGUGGAGUUUCGGGGGCCAAGCGGAUUGCUCACUUACACUGGAAAAGGGCAUUUUAACAUUCAGCCCAACAAGAAAUCUCCACCAGAACCCCGAGUGGCGAAGAAACUGGGAAUGAUUGCUGGCGGGACAGGAAUCACCCCAAUGCUACAGCUGAUCCGGGCCAUCCUGAAAGUCCCCGAAGAUCCAACUCAGUGCUUUCUGCUUUUUGCCAACCAGACGGAAAAGGAUAUCAUCUUGCGGGAGGACUUGGAGGAACUGCAGGCCCGCUAUCCCAAUCGCUUUAAGCUCUGGUUCACUCUGGAUCAUCCCCCAAAAGACUGGGCGUACAGCAAGGGCUUUGUGACUGCCGACAUGAUCCGGGAACACCUGCCUGCUCCAGGGGAUGACGUGCUGGUGCUGCUUUGUGGGCCACCCCCAAUGGUGCAGCUGGCCUGCCAUCCCAACUUGGACAAACUGGGCUACUCGCAAAAGAUGCGAUUCACCUACUGAGCAUCCUCCAGCUUCCCUGGUCCUGUUCUCUGCAGUUGUCUCCCAUUCAUACUCAAGCACCAUAAGCCCUAGAUUCCUUUGCUGAGAGUUUUAGCCUUUUUGAGCUCCAUCUAGAGCUGAAAUCUGGAUAGUACCUGCAGGAACAACAUUCCUGUAGCCAUGAAGAGGGCCAAGGCUGAAUCACUCCUUGGAAGGCCCCUAAAUCUCCCCGUGGCAACAGGUCCAGGAGACGUCCAUGGAACAGUUUCUUCCAUCGAGUAGGAAAAAAGGGAGCAUGUACCCUUCGUCCAAGAUUGGCUAGUUCCUUGAUAGCAUCUCACCUUCUUUAUGUCUGUGAUGAAAAGAACAGUCUCUGCAAUGAGUUUUACUUAAUAUUCACUGUUUUACCUAUGCCCAAAUCCAUACAUGUGAGUGUAAGUGGAGCAUACUUCCAGAGGUGGCCUUAUGGAGAUGGCAGGAAAGGAGGAAAUGGUUUCUCAGACUCCAUGGAGUCUGAAAUACAUAUUUCUGUGUGUGUCUCUCUUGGCCCCUGCCCAGGCUAGAGGGAAACAGCUACUGAUAAUCGAAAACUGCUGUUUGUGGCAGGAACCCCUGGCUGUGCAAAUAAAUGGGGCUAAGGCCCUUGUGUGAUAUUGAAA
Callithrix jacchus (white-tufted-ear marmoset) is the source of this 1694-nucleotide messenger RNA. RefSeq names its product cytochrome b5 reductase 1 (gene CYB5R1). Lineage: Eukaryota; Metazoa; Chordata; Mammalia; Primates; Cebidae. The record is from RefSeq and is a predicted model, not a curated record. Gene Ontology annotation, cellular component: mitochondrion. Gene Ontology annotation, molecular function: oxidoreductase activity; FAD binding.